Pseudovirgaria hyperparasitica is the source of this 951-nucleotide messenger RNA. Its product is annotated as eukaryotic rRNA processing. Gene Ontology annotation, biological process: ribosomal large subunit biogenesis; rRNA processing. The record is from RefSeq and is a predicted model, not a curated record. Gene Ontology annotation, cellular component: nucleolus; preribosome, large subunit precursor; nuclear periphery. NCBI's taxonomy places the organism in Eukaryota, Fungi, Ascomycota, Dothideomycetes, Acrospermales, Acrospermaceae. The annotation marks the transcript as partial. The transcript is spliced from 2 exons.
GAUGAGGAGGCCUGGGAAGACGAGGACAGCGAGGAGGUAGACGAGGAAUUCGACACCGCAAACAUUGAUGAGACAGACUCCAGCAGCGGCGAGGAUAACGAUGAUGACGCUGAAAAUGAAGACGAGGACGAGGACAUCCCUCUAUCAGACCUCGAUUCUAUAGCCUCAGACGACAAGGGCGAUAUCCUUCCACACCAGCGUCUCACAAUAAACAACAAAGCUGCCCUACUCUCCGCACUCAAAAGCAUCGCUCUGCCUGCCGACCUGCCUUUCUCCUCAAACCAGGUUAUCACCUCUUCGGAGCCCAUAGAAAUCGCCGACAUCGACGAUGAUCUAGGUCGCGAGCUCGCAUUCUACAAGCAGUCUCUAGAAGCCGCCAAGAAAGGCCAAGAGUUGCUCAGGAAAGAAGGCGUGCCAUUCACGCGGCCAAAUGACUACUUCGCGGAAAUGGUCAAGAGCGACGAACAUAUGGGCAAGAUCAAGCAGAAGCUGAUCGACGAAGCGGCGAGCAAGAAAGCGGCGACGGAGGCACGGAAACAGAGGGACCUCAAAAAGUUCGGCAAGCAGGUGCAGGUUGCGAAGCAGCAGGAGAGAGAUAAGGCGAAGAGGGAUACCUUGGAGAAGAUCAAUAUCUUGAAGAGGAAACGUGCCAAUGCCCCUAUUGCAAACGAAACGGAGCAGGAUCUAUUUGACGUCGGCGUUGAAGAGGACGACGCUCCCGUCAAACGCGCGAAGACCACUAGCCGUGGAGACGACAAGUCCAAGGGCAAGUUCAAGCGUGCACAGAAGGACCAGAAGUAUGGAUUUGGUGGUAAGAAGCGAUUCGCAAAGAGCAAUGACGCACAAUCAAGCGCAGACGCCAGCUCGUUCCCUGGAAAACGUAUGAAGGACGGACCCGGAUUCAAGAAGACGAAAACAGGUGCUGUGAAACGGCCUGGGAAAGCCAGGAGA